AUGCGAAGAAAAAGCUCAUUUAAGCAAGAGCGAGGAGCGCAUCUUCAACUUGCACAGCGGCACCGUAAGAUUGUCGCUGGCUGUUUUCAGGGUCCCACAACAUUUGAGCCCGAGUUUGCCACGCCCGGUGUUGUUGGCAAUAUCUCGCUAAGCUUUACGACAUCAGGACCAUUGGGUCAAUACUCGCGAGUGACGUGCCAAUUACCGAAUCAUGGGUGGUCUCUUUCGACGAUUCCGCCACCAAAUGUUGUGAUUCGAUUACCAUCUUCAGAUGAAAACGAAGCACCUGAAACGAUGCCGCGGGUUCAGAUGACAUGGAAUUCUACUGCGCGGAUCAUGGAAUUUACGCUUUUGAACGAAAGUGUUAUCCCCGCUGGAACCCCCAUAAAACUUGUCGUGUCGGGGGUUGGCACACCCGAAAAGGCGACACCGCAAAGUGAAGCUAUCGUCACAACUUUUGAAAAAGUAGUGACAAGAAAGACUGUUCCGCCGUCCACGCGUGGAGGGCAAAUCAUUGACGGUCCUUCAAUAUUUACGAUUCCCAAAAUCGUACCUGGGGCGAUUAGUGGAGCCAGACGCUGGAGUCCAUUAAAUUGCUGUCCCGGAGUAGUAACCGAUGUCGAGCUGGCAUUUAUAGUAAGCGGAAAGGUACCUCCAGGUGGAAAAUUGCUGGUGGAGUUGCCACCGCAUGGUUGGGAUAUGGAUGAACAUCCAAAGGUGUGGCUUCGAACGUUUAUGUAUCCUGAGAAAUAUCUUGCGGCAAUGUGGAACUGCAAACAGCACACUCUUGAGAUUAUAGUAGAUGGAGAUGACACGUCAAUAGCAUCGAAGACGAAUGUGGUACUUACAAUCACAAAUGUGACCAAUCCCAAAAACGAAACCAUUCUUUUGAUUGGUGACCAACUGAUUACAGCGGCGCGUCUAACCACUUUAUCAGCAAGUGGCGGUGUGAUUGAUGGACCUGCCAGAAUAGAAGUGGCUCGCAUUACUGAGCUUCGGGAACGUGAUUACAUAUUACUUACUCAAGUACUUGACGCUGGUGGUGCUGAUGAUCUGUCGGUUGAUGGUGAAGGAAUCGCGAUUGAUAAAGUGCCUGAGUUAUUGCGACGAGCAGGAUUACUGUUAUCAGACAAUCUAUACGAGACACUUGUUGUGCCGUGUUUUCCCGUGCACACUGGUCUUUCUUUAGCGGCUGACAAGGAAGAUAAAAUGCCUUCUAUUUCACCGCUAAUCAAACGCUUAUCUCGAGAAGAGGUACUAAAUGUAUUUGCGCUUGUGUAUGCUCCAGCAUACAAAUACGGGCAGAAACUUCGUUUAGCUUGUGGUCGGGGUCAAUUAGAAAUUGUUAACGAAUUAGUCAGUCGUGGUUGUAAUCCUAACGCUAGUGAUGCGUCCGGUUGGUCUGCCUUGCAUUAUACAACUGACUUCGGUCAACUUGAUGUGCUCAACUUUCUUGUCGAAAUUGCUUCCGUACAAUCAGAAAGCAAUGAGAUACGACCGGUAUUACUUGAUCUCAAUGCCCGUGAUGGUCACGGUUGGACGCCACUGAUGUGCGCAGCGGCUAACGGUCACAUUGAUAUCAUCCAGAGGCUUCUACAGCUCGGUGCAAAUAUUUUGUUGUCAAGCUCUGAAGGUCGAUCUGCGUUGCACUGGGCAGCAAGUCGUGGCAUGAGUGCGGCAGUAGCAGUGCUAAUGGAUGCUGGUGCAGACGUGAAUCAAGUAGAUCAUAGCGGGUGGACACCUCUACACUGUGCAACGAUACAUGGUAAUACUGAUUGUGCGGCAUUUUUGAUUGACAAAGGUGCCGACAUAACAAUUCGAGACAAAUUGAACCAUGUUGCUCACUUUUACAGCAAUCUCUAG
Molecule: messenger RNA, 1863 nt
Organism: Plasmopara halstedii
Lineage: Eukaryota; Oomycota; Peronosporomycetes; Peronosporales; Peronosporaceae
Product: Histone H3 (Lys9) methyltransferase SUV39H1/Clr4, required for transcriptional silencing
Exons: 1
Coding region: 1-1863 (620 amino acids)
Molecular function (GO): protein binding
Source: RefSeq, a predicted model, not a curated record